Molecule: messenger RNA, 5267 nt
Organism: Gallus gallus (chicken)
Lineage: Eukaryota; Metazoa; Chordata; Aves; Galliformes; Phasianidae
Product: peripheral-type benzodiazepine receptor-associated protein 1-like
Exons: 13
Coding region: 3697-5064 (455 amino acids)
Biological process (GO): neuromuscular synaptic transmission
Molecular function (GO): protein binding
Source: RefSeq, a predicted model, not a curated record
GCAGAGAGUCGGGAAAUAGGUUUAACAAAAGGAACACCCCGGCUACAAUGUGAGGAGGAACGGUAAUUUACUAAAUCCAACGAAAUCAAACCAAACGGGAGAGAAGAGUAUCCGAAGUGCAACGGAAGCAGUGCCCUUCCCGCAGCGAGCUGAGCCGGCCCGACGGACGGAGAGACGGCCGCGGUCCGGUCCGGAGCUCCGCCUCGCUUCUCCGCGCCGAGUCCUCCCGGGAUGCCACUCCUCCCCUCCAUCAGAGCGCUCAAACUGCCCAUCAGAGGCAGCAGACGGAACCAGAACGUGAACUCGUGCACUCCCACCUGUUCCCGCGAUGUUCUGAUGUGGAACACGGACAACGAAACAUCGCCAAACCGCAACAGCGGCAAAAUGGAAGAAAGAUGUUCGAGUAAAGGUGGUAAAAACUCAUGUACCUUUCUCCUGCCUCAGAAGAAGAAAAAGAAUUGGGAUGAAUGAAGGGAUUUUGAUCAAUAGAAAGACAUUUAAAAUAAUUUUCACUUUUUAAAAAUGGUUUUCUUAAUGAGUGAUGAAUCAAAAUCCAGUUUGAUUCAAAAUGUGUGAAAAUGAAAUUAUUUGAUGUGCCCCAUGAAAAACGCGGAUUUGUUUUCUAAGGCUGUGUAUGGGAACUGUUGAAUCACGGCCUGAACCUCUGAUUGACCACCUGAAGCGAGUGCUGAGUCAGCCGCAGGGGCACAGGUGAAUGCAAUUUCACCUGAGUGACUGGGCGGGAUGGAGCCUGGCUCCACCCCCUCCUAGACCCCAUUUAAGGGCUGACUCCCAAGGAGGAAGGAUCUCUAUCUGGAGAUUACCUGUCUUGGAGCCCUUCUGUGAGCCUAGGAUACAGAAUGAAAUGUACUGUACCCUGGAGUUCAUCGAACCAUACAGAUGUCCUCUUCAGCUCCAAAUCCAGCUCAUCCAUCUGAGAUGGAGCAGGUGAGCAUCUUCCUCCAUUAGCUUUAUCUUGAUCAGACACCUCAGUCAAAUCCAAGCCUCCACCAAGCUAUUUGAAAUAUGCUUUUACAAUCAAGGAGACAACAGACUUCCCAGCUUACAAACUUGCUGAAACGAACUUACGCUAAUCCUGCAUGAAGCGCUGUGGUGAAUUUUCACUCUCUUUGGACUCUGAGGACUCAGCUAACAUACAUUUGCCCGACGGUCUCAGUUUAGCCACACAGCGGUGCCAUUCCUUCCUUGUUAAGCAGGCAGUCAUGAGAUGUAUAAAGCCGUCUGAUGUCUGUCCUUGCCUGUACUACCCACACCUGGAAACACUGGGGUUUUCCAGAUUCCAGGACCACGUGCCUGAAACAAAUUUUGGUUCUCCUCUAAGCAGAGCUGUUGGACAGACUUGCUGGCACUAGGAAUUAAACAUGGCAGGCAGUGGGAGGAGGCCGAUGAUUUGUUAAGAGCAGCUUCUGAAUGCCUUUUACAGCUGCACGGUUCCUCAGAAAGCAGUUACGCCUGCCAGCUGUGUAAAAGCCAUCCCUUAGAUGCUGUGCUGUACAGCUAUGGAGCCUUUGCACACCUGCAUUGCAUAUGGCUUUGCAUAGUUUAGAGGAAUUUAGCCAGCAAGACUUCAGGGCUGUGCGAUAAGGAUGGAAAUAUCCUCAGCUGUUUGAAAGAGAAAGAGGUCUGUGUCAGCAGAAACCAGGCAGUGCUAGGAAGAAGCAACUGCUGGCAAGAGCUGAAUGCAGCUUUUCCCUCUCCCUGCGCCACAACUCAAACCAUUUGCUCCAGGAAAAGACCACAUAAUAAGAUGAGAAAAUCACUAGCUGGCAGUUGUUAUUCCUGUGUCAGCCUGGGAAAUCCAUCCUCUGUGUGCUGCAGUUGGUGUUUGGCAAGUCCCGGGGAGCCCUCAGAAAUGGAAGUCAUAGCCCUAGCAGGUAUGGGUGCGAAGUCAGCUUUCAAAACAUGUUUUUGAGCAGCAAAGAAUUCAUGCUUUCAGUGUGCUUGCAUCUCCUCCUUGUGUUCAAGCCCAUGCAUAACAUGUUCAGUCAUCCCAUCUUUCCUAAAUGGGUCUCGUGUUAGCUUGAGAUCGGGACCUGCCAGAUCACACGAGCCUCGUGCCUUUCCCCUGAGUUGUUUUUGAAAGACAGUAUAUGGGCACCCCUCCAAGAAGGCUCAGACAGGAGUGGUCUGUCCCCCCAAACCACUGAUCAUUUCUCUGUUUCCUUGGAAUUUAGUUGGAUCACAGUAAACGAUUGAAGUUUCUGUGCCCGUGUCCACCAAUGCCGUAAGCUGUUGUACAUUUUUUUGGGACCAAAGAAUUGUUCGUUCAACAUGGGGCCUCUGGUCCUGUCUGGAGGCCCUAGUUAAAUCCUCUGUCAUGCCAUAAACUGUCUGAUGGCCAGGUCUUUUUCCUCAGGUGGCUUGGGCAUCGUAGCUCAAGUCACCUGAGGAGGCUUUUUGCUUCAAUUAGGGAAUGCAGAGGAUAACAAGAGCUAACAUCACUGUGGCCUACAGCUUCCUCACAGUAGGAAACAGGGAGAAAAGCAGAGAUCACUUUCACCUGGUGACCAGCAGUAGGACCUGGGGGAACUGCAUGAAGCUGCGUUGGCUGGGCACGUGCUGCCAUUGGCUGGCUCUCCUAAAAGACUGACAGAUGCUGCUUUUCUCUGCCACCUUCAGUGAAACUGUGUGGAAGUUCACCUUGCAGAUCAUCUCCAGAUCCAUCAUCACGAAGCUGCGGCAGGAGGACCUUGCCCUGACCAACACCAGACUACUGCUUUGUCUGCAGGAACUGGGAGCAGAAGCAUGCAGCCCUCUGCAACCUCUAUGGCAGCAUUUCCAGGCCUUAAUCUUCUGCCAGGUGACCCAUCGUCAGGGCUUCCCUCAGGCUGCUGGAAUCAGUGCGUGCAGCAGUAACGAUCACAACCUGUGAAGCUCACACAGCCUAAAGUGUAGAAGCCUUGCAGAGAAAUCUUGUCUAAUGAGAGGGCAAUCAGCAAACGUGGGAAAUUUAACAAGAGCAACUGCCUGAUUCUGCACAUGGGACUGGACAACCCUGGUGUUAUGCUGUAGGAAGAGACUUAGCACUAGUAACUAAAGUAAAUGAGGUUGUAUAGAAACGUAGCUUUCUCCUCGUUGCAAAAGCUCGCUGUUAACAGCGAAGAAGAGGAUUCAACUGGAUAAGUUUCAGGAGACAUCAAGAAUGACGGGAUAAGAUCUGUAUAGCAACACGUGGAGAAGUACUGCCUGUUCUGGAAAGAUGCUGCCCAGGAAGCACCACCUGGAACUGGAUGAACGGGUGAAUGAAGAGGGAGAGACACAGGCCCAGAAAAUUAGAUUGGUUAAAAAGGACAAUUUGAGAUGGAACUAUGCAAGGAUGGGGUUGUGGCAACUCAUGAAAACUAUGGGAUUGAAAGUAACGGAAUUCUUCUUAAGAGAUGUUCGCCUUGGGCUGUAAAUCACAAGAACUGCAAACAAAUGAGGAUAAGGGACAGUCAGAGUGACCUACUGAAAGCAGAAGUCAAAGCUUGAACCAGAGAAUGUUGGAGGGGGCAGCAGCAUGAUUCCUUCAGCACAAGGUGACAGGAGUGCAAGUGCUGCCACGGUUUCUGGAGACCCAGGUGGGACCCUAUAGGUGAUGGCCAUCAGACCCUCCCGCCUCAAAGCAUCUGGCUGCCAGCAGUGGGCUUGGCUCUGUGCGACGCUCACUGUGGCUGUAGCAGCAGUGGUGGAAGCAUGGUGCAAGUGUGGGGGGCCGUGGCCCCUGCCCGCCUUGUCCUUCUCCUCGUCCUACUGCUGGCCAUGUGUUUCCGGGAGACCUGCACUGCUCCACGGCGAGCACCGGGAGCAGAUGAUGAGCUUGGUGCUCCCUUCCUGGAGAGUCCAGACUUCAUGCCUGUGCCUGAGGGACAGCCUGGAGGCCCUGCUGGUGAAUCAGCAGAUCGGAAUCCUGUCCAUGAGCCUGAGGGGGAUGCUGGAGAUGUGACUGGAGGAGGCAAUCCAGCUUCCCUUCUGAGUUCCGGGACUGAAACGCCGGUGGAUCGCGUGGAAGUGCCCCCAGGGAGGGCUUUGCACGCUCGUUGGUUCCUUCCUGUGCUGGAGCCCAGAAAGGAUGAAUCCAGAAGAGGAAAAUACUCACGGGGGUCCUCCCGUCUCCUAAAGGAACUGCUGAAGGGAAUGGAGAUGGCAGCUCAUGGGACUGACCGACGGACUGCGCAGAAGGAGGCACUGCAGGAAUGCAGCCAUCCCAGACUGCCAGCCUCAGACAAAGGAACACAGGCAGCGCCAACAACUGGCAUGCCAAGUAAUUUCUGUCCCAGAAAUUUUUCAUCAGGGAUGAACGCAGGGAAAAACACAAAGGCUGCUGUUUGCAGAUCUGUGCAAAAGCGCCACAUCGCAGUGCUGGUACUGCUCUCAGCUGUGCCGCUGUCCACGCUGGUGCUGGUCUGCGUUGCUGUGUCAUGCACGUGGAAAAAAUGCCUAGUGUGCAAGAGAGAAGAGAGAGCAGGAGAACGCGCUCAUCCCGACACCAACUGGGAGAGAGUUCCAACUGGAGAUGAAGGGAGAGUGGAGCUGGGAGAGGCAACAAAAGAGAUUCUUGCCCAAGCAAACAAGAAUCUCAGCAACAGUUCCAGUCCGUUCCAUUCUGCCAUCCAAGAGGCCAAAGAUCUUCAAACUGAUCUGGAAGACCUGGAGCGUGAACGCAAAGCCAUGAAAGAGGUCCAUGGGAACAGCUGUGAGUGCUGCUUUCUGUCAGAGGACGGCCCUGAAAGUGAGAGCGGAGGAUCAGCAGUAGAGCGUUUGUCCUUCACCCUGCCUUCUCCAGGACAAGUAUCACCAAUGCUUAGAAGAUUCUUAGCUCGCCGUAGCUACGAUCCUUUUGAGGGUCCUAAUGAGGACCCAGAAAGUGAGCUUCCUCUGACCGCUGGACAAUACGUUUAUGUCUUUGGAGAUGUGGAUGAGAAUGGCUGGUUUCUGGGAGAGCUGACAGAUGGCACAAGAGGACUGGUCCCUUCCAAUUUGGUUGCAGAGGUUUCAGAUGAUGACCUGGAUACGACGCUGCCUCCAAAGCUUCGUGAUCUCCUGCUGGAUACUGAUGGUUAAGUGGAUGCAGAGAUUCCAUAAUGCAGCAACAUCCUGUCAAAAUUCUUGCAUUACUCCAUCUGCAAGGCUACCGCCCUGCUCCACUUGAUGUUCAAGUGAAGUGUGAGCAGCAUGUGGAUGAGCUCCUUCUGGAACAGCCUGAGAUGACUGACAGUGCAACUGCAUGGUCUUACUGCAUAUUAAAAAAUAUUAAAACAAACAAA